Messenger RNA from Pollicipes pollicipes, 3041 nucleotides. Its product is annotated as cytochrome P450 3A29. Gene Ontology annotation, molecular function: oxidoreductase activity, acting on paired donors, with incorporation or reduction of molecular oxygen; iron ion binding; heme binding. The record is from RefSeq and is a predicted model, not a curated record. The coding region runs from base 97 to 1686 and encodes 529 amino acids. Lineage: Eukaryota; Metazoa; Arthropoda; Thecostraca; Pollicipedomorpha; Pollicipedidae. The transcript has 2 exons.
GCGGCGCGGUCGACCAGUCGAUGGUCGGAGCGCCCGCGCAGUGAAGGCGCACAGUAGGUGCUGCCCGCCCGGGCUUGCGUGUCAGACAGCAGCCAGAUGGCGCUCCUGGUACCGAGCACCGUGCCGUGGCUGGCUCUUUUGACGCUCGUCGCAGGAGGAAUUGUCGUUCUGUUCAUAAGGAGGCUGUACAAGUUUCAGACGCUCCAGAGAUUUGGACAUACCGUGCCACCAUAUACUUUGCUUCGAGGAAACUCUGCCAAACUCGUCGGUCCCACUGGCCCACAGGAGCUUCGACGCUUGUUCAAUGAGUACGGAGUGCAGUACGGAAGCCGAGGCAAGACGUUAGCGCUGUACAUGGGCACGAGGCCACUGUUGUAUACCACAGACCCGGACCUAGUCCGUGAGGUGCUUACUGAGCGAUGCGAUAUCUUCCCCGACCGUCAUGGGGCCUUCAAGAGUCCGGUGCUGACUAUCCCAGACAACAGUCUGCUAAGGCUGAGGGGCGAGCGCUGGAAGCAUGUCCGACGCGUGCUCAGUCCGACUUUCACCACCAACAAGCUGAAGGGAAUGUCGCCGGCUAUAAACAGGUCCAUCCAAACAUUUCUAGACGUACUGGAGAGCAACAGACUCCAGGGCCAGCCGACCAAUGUAUACGUCGCCUUCCGCCGCCUGACACUGGAAGUGAUCGGCAAGUGUGCUCUGGCCAUGGACGUGCACUGCCAGACGGACCAGCACGACCCGCUGAUGGUCAUGAUGACUACAAUUCUCGGCUCUAUCCCACUGAUGAACUUCCUGCACGGUCUCCAGCCGCUAACGCGCCUGCUGCAGCCCUUGCUGCGCACCUUCGGGCCUGCCUCUCGUGUCUACCGUGUGGACCAGCAGCUGCAGCGCUGGCUCCGCGGCGUCAUCCAGCACCGCCUGCAGAGCGGUACAGUAACUACCGACGUCCUGCAGUUGUUGCUGGCGGCGCAGCGCGCCGACAGCAGCAACCAAGCCCUCACCGAAGAAGAGCUGCUCUCCAACGCUUACGUCUUUAUCGGCGCCGGCUAUGAGACGACGAGUACGGCGUUAGCAUUCACAUCUUACCUGCUGGCGCGGCACCAGGCCGUGCAGAGCCGUCUGUACGACGAGAUCGCGGCUAACGUGCCGGCUAGCGGCGACCUCGACUACGAGGCCGUGCUCGGCUUGCCCUAUCUGGAGAUGGUGAUCCAGGAGUCACUGCGUCUCUACCCACCCGUGGAGAAGUUCGGUCGGCAGUCGAACGCCACGACGGAGGUACAGGGCGUACGCAUCCCACGCGGCACAUUCCUGGCUGUGGUGCCACUCCGCAUGCACUACGACCCGGACCUGUGGCCCGACCCGGAGCGGUUCGACCCGGAGCGGUUUAGCGCCGAAAACAAGCCGCGUAUCGUGCCCUGCAGCUACAUGCCGUUCGGCGCUGGGCCGCGCCACUGCAUCGGCAAGCGGUUCGCCCUGAUGGAGAUCAAGCUGGCGCUGUGUCACAUGCUGCGCCGGUACCGUCUGCUGCCGACCAGCGAGCCGCUGGAGCUGGCUGUGGUGCCGCCGUCUCUUGCGCCCGCCUCCGGCCAGAUCAACUUGCGGGUCGAACUGCGAAGGUGCUAUGGCGAUGGGGCCGCGGAGGAGUGUAGAAAGGGUGAGAAUGAAGGGGAAGGGAGUAAGGGAUGAGGAGAGGAGGUAAAAAGCGAGUGAUAAAGGAUGGACGGGAGGGAACCAAUGAGGCUCAGGUGAUGAGGGGAGAGAUUGGUGGAUGGGAGGAUUGGUGAUAUAAGGAAGUGAUGAAUGGGACGUAAGGUGAAGCGAGGUUCUCAGGGGGAGACGUGAUGGAUGCGGUGAGAAUGGAAAAGAGUGGAAAAGCUGUUCAGGAAUCCAUUGCAAAUAAUUCGACUCUUCAAACGCUGCCUUAUUCAGUAUCAUCAAUCACAUUUCGGGAGAUACGAUGUGUGCUUCGAAUGCAGAUCUGUACGGAUAUAAUUGGAUACAAUACCGCAUGACUGUGCCUUGUGAUAAUUGGGACCAGGCUGCAACUUCAGUGACGUCGAACGGCCUUCUUGUUUGCCCAUGCUGGAAAGAAAAACGAUCCCAUAAUUGAUCUGGCUGGAGCUAAGCCAGGAAAGCAUGCAUUCGCGCGGAAAAUGUAGGCAUUGCAAGCGAUUUUUUUAGUUUAGUGUAUUAACAUUGCUUUCACGACUGAAUGGUUUUGUCGCGCAAGGUGCCUCAUAACAUCUAUAGUGCAUUUGCACCAAUCUCCAUUAGAAACGACUUUUGGUUGCCUCUGUUGGACAGUAUAUGCCCCAACUGAUGUCUUGACUAAUCAGAAUCAAAGCACUGACUAAGCGGAGCUUGUUGCGUGCGCUCAGACAUAAAACAGGACCCAAAGCCCGUAUUAGGCGAUCUAGUCCAGCGCAUAGUAUUACCUCCGGUCUCCCUCGUAAACAGAAAUAUUUUUGCAGAGGGUCUAUGCGUUGUGCAGCGCUGCAACACGGCCGCCCCGGACCGAGGACCCUCUUUGGCUGGUUAUCAGUUGAUCCCUCUUGGUCAAAGCAACGCGCCGAGUACGAAGCUCGCACACCCGUUUUCGACGGAUAAUGACUCCGGCGACUUUCGUCUGCACCACGGGAACGGCAAAUAUCCGACACCUGACAUUGCUUAUACUGCAGCACUGUCCCUGCCCCAAGACUAGCAAUGUGAGCAGACCGAACAAUGUUGGCGUUUCCUGAGCCACUUAUGAAUUCAUGAAAUCCUAGUGCGUUUACACUAUUGUUAUUGGUUACAAUCAAGCAGCCCUCCCAGAUGAAUACUGACCACUGUUUCUCGCCAAUCAGACGAGCAUCUCCGGCGUACACAAUGAGCGAUGUCGUCUCAGGCUGCGCUACGUGCCGUGGUAGGUUUAGUAUUGCGCCUUAUGCGUGGACUGUCGUCCCCAAUAAAAACAUCCGUGAUCUACCUAUCUUAGUUUGUGCUAACCGUCUGAAUCUAUCCACUCUCACAGCGUAUUGCACAUGCGAGAGGAUAGUAGCACU